GUGCCUGCGAGAGGAGAGGGGCGGUCGAGCAGGAGAUCCGGUAAGCGUUAAGGAAGAGUGCAUAGCGAGGGACUCGACACCCGAGACAAAGGAAAAAGCUUCCUGUGAAAUGGGCCGUAAAACGGCAUCCAUCUGCACAUUUUUCUCUUUUGAAGGCGCUGACAACAUGGCAGAGCACUGAGUAUGGUUUCUCCAAAAGUCGAUGUCAUGGAGCAAAGGGUGACCCACAUCAAAGAAGAGGACUGUGAUUGGGGACCUCUUCUGCAAGCAGAUCUUCAUGUGAAGCUGGAGGAUUCUGAUUGUGAAAUUCCUGUUUGUAAAGAGGAGGAAGAGGAGGAGGCAUUUUCAAUUAAAACGGAGCACACGGAGCACUUUUCCAUUAGCCUGGAAGUGCAAAACCAUGAAACCUUGAACAUUUUUAAGGAAGACGCGUCUUUGGACGGAGACUAUUCCUUUCAAUCCUGUCCAGCAUCACAAACCGAGAUGGCACAUUUAGGGACGAUUGUGAGGAAACAGCUCCACACUGAGCAGCAUUCUGGACCAUUCAAGUUUAAGGAGGAAGAAGAAGAGGAGAUGUAUCAGAGGAGGAAAAGAAAAUUACAGUCCUGUCUGGGGGAGCCUGGAAAAAAUUUGCAAGAAUGUGGCAGCGUCUCUCCAUCUUCCUUUGUGCCAAACUCUCUUCAGUGCAAACCUCAGCAAAAACGAUGCAAUGAAAAUGUGAAGAAAUCCUCAACUCCUGCGGCUGCAAAACUAACAAGGAGAGAUGCCACCAAGAGUCAACAGCUGCAAAAUACUAACUCAUUGUCGCUGUAUGUAUGCCAGAACUGUGGGAAAAACUUUAAAAGCAAAACUGAUUGUAAAGAUCAUCAGAGGAUACAUGCAAGAGACAAGCCACAUUGCUGUACAGAAUGUGGUAAGCGAUUCUCACAGCUCAGUGUCCUUAAAAUACACACAAGAAUCCACACAGGAGAAAAACCACAUUGCUGUAAUGAAUGUGGCAAACGAUUUACACACGUAAGUAACCUGAAGACACAUACACGAAUUCACACUGGUGAGAAGCCUCACUGCUGCCCUGAAUGUGGAAAACGAUUCUCACAAACAAGCCAUCUUCAGACUCACUUGAGAAUUCACAGUGGAGUGAAACCCCAUGGUUGUAAUGAAUGUGGGAAGCGGUUCUCGCGUAUCAGCCAUCUUAAAGCACACACAAGAGUUCACACUGGAGAAAAACCUCAUAGCUGCCCAGAAUGCGGUAAGCGAUUCUCACAUAGUGGCAGUCUACAGUUGCACACAAAAAUUCACACUGGAGAAAAGCCCCAUUCCUGUUCUGAAUGUGGUAAACGUUUUCUGUGCUUAAGAGAUCUUAAAAGACACACCAGAAUUCACACUGGGGAAAAGCCACAUGGUUGUUCUGAAUGUGGCAAGCAAUUCUCACACAGAAGUAGUCUUCACAUACACACCAGAAUUCACACUGGAGAAAAGCCUCAUCACUGUACAGAAUGUGACAAACGCUUCUCCUGCAUAAGCCACCUUAAGGUACAUUUAAGAGUUCACACUAGAAAGAGGAAAUAAAACAGUGGAAUUGCUAAUCCAGCUGCUCCUUGAGGUGACUUUUGAUAGAAAUGCUGAUAUCAGUUGUUCAGUUCAUUGAAAGAUGCUGAACAACUGACACAGCAGUCCAGCAUAGGAGAGAAAGUCUGGUUCUGGGUGGAAGCUGAAAAAAUGGCAAGAUACUGUGGAAAUUGCCAAUUGUGGAGCAAAGGAUGAGCAUAUGUAAGUAUUUUCCAAGUCCAGUCCAUCAAAUAUGCCAAAGAACUAUUGUGAAGUAACAUGCUUUUUUGUCUACAAGCAUCAGGACUGUAGCAAAAUGAAAAAGACAGGAAGAGUUGGCUGUUAUGACAUAAAGUCAUCACAAAGUCAUACGAGAAAAGCCAUAAAGUAAGCAUAGUAGGAAUGAACUGAAAGGGAAGAUUUUACUCCAUUCACAAGCUGUUGAAUAAGGCAAUGUUUAAGCUAUCCAUCUGUUUUCUGGCCUACGCGGACUGAAUGUUUGUGAAUUACGCUUGGCCACAUUACAACCUCCUGCAAAAAUAUUCAGACUUGAAGAAAGGUAAAGAGGCCAGGCAAAAUCCAGAGACUAUCCCUCCUCUAUCUUACUCCUCUCACGUGACAAAUGACCUCCAUAAAGACUUCUACACAACAAUAAUAUUCCUGCAUGUUUAUCAUCAAACAUACAAACAACUGAGUGUCCUUAUGUUCUGUGUUUUGGGAUCAGAAGGGUGCCUUGGUUGCGACACAAACUGACCGAUCCCAUAAGCCGGUAUUUAUUAUUGCUGCAUGUAUACCUGAUAAAUUUAAACAAAUUAGCCACAAAACAUUAAGAUAAUGAAACUUGGUGUAGCUUUCUUUGUGAAUAAAGACAGGCCAGACACAUAGGGCAGGAUACACAAAUUAUAAAUCAACUCGGAUGUCUUCGGAAUUGCAGUAAACUGUUGGGAAGGUGGGUGGUAAACCAGUAACUGGCACAUCCAGAGAAGUGAUAGAAAGUGGGCCGACCUCUUGCGCCAAGACCUGGCCACAUGGAAGAACUAGAAGAGGCAAACUAAAAACAGAGUAAGAGUUUCUUACAGUGCUAGUGUAGAAUGUCAUACCUUAUUGUGGGAAACAAUUUACUGAGGGCCAAGAAAUGGUAGAAAUUCAAAGUUCUGCUACAGGUAAAUCAUAUGAGCCCUAGAGAUAAACCAUAUAUCACAUAUAAGAACGAAUAACUGAGAAUAAAGAUGCACUGACCUGGGGGGAUGAAAUGAUUCCUAAAUGGUGUAUGUGGUGUUAAAGAAGUGAUAUUCAGCAACUAUGGGAAAGUGACUGCUGAUGGAGCAAAAAUAAAAUCAAAAAAUAAAUGCAAAUAAAAUUGUCUCACCAACACUUGCGAACCUGUUUGAUCCAAAUCAAGGUAGCUGGAGCAGGCGAUUAGGCAAUUAGCAAUGUACACAAGGCAGGGAAAAACUACAUGCAGGUCAGCAGUAUUUGGAUCUCCAAGGUUUUCAUCAGAAAUAAAUUCAAGUCCAUUAUGGAAGUUGGAGUGGCAGUUAGUGGUUAAGACUUUAGUCUUCAAACCCAGAGGUUAUGGAGAUACAAAAGAAAUAUAAGCAAUUGUAUCUCACGUGAUGUAAGUCACCUGGGACAAAGACAUCAGUCAGUAGGUAAUUCAAUUUUCUAUUCUUUUACUGUUACUCUGGAGGUGGCAUACAGUACACAGUAAGUCAAUGUUUGACGUCGCUGCCUCAAAGUUCCAGGAGAUCAGACUAGUCAAUGUCUUGUGUGAAGCUGGAUGUUCUUUCUUUGCCUGGCUGGACUUUUCUCCGGGUACUCCAGAUUUUCUUCUUUCAUCCCAAAGAGUGUGCAUUAGGGCAAUUGAUAACUCUAAAUUGGCCCCAUAUGACUGGGUGUGCCUUGAGAUGAGAAGUGGCAGUUAGUCAUUAAGACUUUAGUCUUUAAACCCAUCAGAGAUUAUGGGUUCAAAUCCUGUGACUGACACUAUAUGAUCAUGAGCAGGUCACUUCACCUGCCUGUGCUCCAACUGUUGUAACCGUACUCACAGAAACCCAAAUGUCAAGAAGUAUCAACAGUCUUGGUCAUCGCCAGUUACAAGUUACACAUUCAAAUCCUUAAGAGACGUAGCAAAGAUAUUAAAAAGUGGCACUGUACUUAGUUGCAUUGCCACCACAUGGAUCCAGUGCCUGGACAUUGAAUGUUCACCCUGUGGUUUUUAUUCUUGCUUUCUUUGCACAUCCCUAAAGAUGCACAUUUGGUUAUUUGGUGAUUCCAACUUGGCCCCUUGUGCGUGUGUCUAUGUGGGUGGGCUCUUCCCUGUUAAAUGUCUUGUUUCUUGCCUGGUGUCCAGCCCUGGGUAUCCUGAAUUGUCUUUGGUGGCUUUGAGAAUGCUAGAAUAUAGAAGAUCCAGGAAAGUACUUACUCCUUGGACGUUUUCAAAUUUGGCUUUAUUAGCAUUGAUCAACAGAAAAAGACUUUUUAAUGGCAAAGUGAAAGCAGAGCUCGCCAAAGCGAUGUAAAUGAAUUACAAAUACAAAACAGGAAAUAACUGAUGUCAUAAGAAUUCACCCCAUUCAUGUCAGUGUUUAGUAGAUGUCAACCAUGGCAGCCGUGAGUCUGUGCUCACAGGUCUCUCUCUCUCAAUCAGCUCUGAUGUUUUCCUCCAUUCGUCUUUGUCAAACUGCUCAGAAUCUGUCAGGUGUCAGAUUGUCCAGCCACAGAUUCCCCAUUGGAUUGUCAUCUAGACUCAGACUUGACCCCUCCAGGUCAAUAACGUUGUUGUUUUGCAGCCAUUCCUCUGUAGCUUUGGCUUGUUCUUUUCCUGAGGGCUGUUCCACGAAGCGAGCUUAUAAAAUCGAGGAUUAUUUGUAAUAGCCUCGCUUGAGUUAGCCUGACAG
Molecule: messenger RNA, 4448 nt
Organism: Polypterus senegalus (gray bichir)
Lineage: Eukaryota; Metazoa; Chordata; Cladistia; Polypteriformes; Polypteridae
Product: zinc finger protein 664-like
Exons: 3
Coding region: 184-1569 (461 amino acids)
Biological process (GO): negative regulation of transcription by RNA polymerase II
Molecular function (GO): DNA-binding transcription repressor activity, RNA polymerase II-specific
Source: RefSeq, a predicted model, not a curated record